Histoplasma mississippiense is the source of this 1629-nucleotide messenger RNA. RefSeq lists its product with no specific name. The coding region runs from base 1 to 1629 and encodes 542 amino acids. NCBI's taxonomy places the organism in Eukaryota, Fungi, Ascomycota, Eurotiomycetes, Onygenales, Ajellomycetaceae. Gene Ontology annotation, biological process: carbohydrate metabolic process. The transcript has 3 exons. The record is from RefSeq and is a predicted model, not a curated record.
AUGAGAGCUCUUCCCUGGACAGCUGCAGUGCUUGCGGCUCUCGUGUCCAACGGUGCGCUAGCUGGAUCUAGCCAUAUGGACGAUCCUGCAUCGCUAGCAAUCGCUUGCCCUGACUACAGCGAGUACUCCAAGCUUAAACAUCCCCCAUACUCCGAAGGUCCUCUACAGCUUCCCUUCCAACGACCUGUUCUGCCAUGUCGAACGUUCACAUCGACGUCCAUUGAAAAGGUCAUCGAGGACGUGACUUCCCGCAUGGUUGACAAGGACCUUGCCCAACUCUUUCGGAAUGCGUAUCCAAACACUGCAGAUACCACUGUCCGAUGGCAUGUGGACUCAAGUGACCCUCGAUCGAAGAUAUUGACACAAUACCCACAGAGUGAAUCCUGGCAGGGACCGCAGUCUUUCAUCGUCACUGGCGAUAUCAAUGCGGAGUGGCUGCGCGACUCGGCAAACCAAGUCGCAGGGUAUCAAAUGCUCGCUGCAAAGGAUCCCAAGAUCAAAGCUCUUAUCUUGGGCGCCAUCAAUACUCAGGUUGAAUUCGUUCUCCAGUCUCCGUACUGCAAUGCGUUUCAGCCUCCCCCUCCAAGUGGUCUCCUCCACUCCAUUUCUCAGACCCAGAGCGACAUCGUUCAUCCGGCUUACGAACAGUCCGUUGUCUUCGAAUGUAAAUACGAGCUCGAUUCCCUGGCCAAUUUUCUCGCUAUAGGAAACAAGUUCUUCGCGGAAACAAAAUCCACGGAGUUUGUCACAACCAGAUGGUAUCGGGCUGUGCUUACCGUUCUUGAGGUUAUUGAGGAGCAGUCAAAACCCACUUUUGACGUUCAAGGCGAAUAUGUCCGCAACACGUACACAUUCAAACGCUUGACGACCCUAGGAACCGAAACUUUGAACUUGGACGGGGUCGGGAAUCCUUUGAACAAUGGGACAGGCCUUGUUCGCAGCGCCUUCCGCCCCAGCGAUGACGCCACUAUUUUCGGUUACUUUAUCCCUGCCAACGCUUAUUUAUCCGUGGAGCUGAAGCGGACAGCCUUAACCAUCAAAGCCGCCGGUGGACCCGACAGCCUCAUCCAGACUCUAGAGCAGAGAGCAAGCAUCAUCGAGAAAGGCAUCCGCGAUCAUGGAAUUGUUAGCCACAAGAAAUUCGGUGAGAUUUACGCCUUCGAGGUGGACGGAUAUGGCUCGAGGUUGUUAAUGGACGAUGCCAAUCUCCCUUCCCUCCUAUCUUUGCCUCUCCUUGGCUUCGUCGACAAGGACGAUGAAGUCUACCAGAACACGCGCAAGAUGCUUUUGAACAAAACGGGGAAUCCGUACUAUCUGACCGGUACCCAGUUCCACGGUAUCGGCGGUCCUCACGCCGGCCUCAGCAACGCCUGGCCCAUGUCUGUCCUCGUCCGUGCCCGCACAUCCGACGAUGACGAGGAGAUCAUGGAAUCCAUCAACAUGGUCCGAAACGCUAGUCUUCUCGGUCUGAUCCACGAAUCCGUCGACGUUGACAAUAUCCGCGUGUACACGCGCAGCUGGUUCGCGUGGGCCAAUAGCGUCUUCGCGCAGACCAUCCUGGAACUUGCGGAGAGAAAACCAUAUCUCCUCUUCGGGAAGGGGGCGUCGCCGUAUAAAGCUGGGGAGUGA